CUAACAUCCAAAGAAGGAGAGGGAGCGUUUGGAAGAUGAGUUGUUCGCCUUGAUCCUUAAGGACCUAAAAGGCUCCUCCUGACCUCUAGAUAUAAAGCGUGAAGUGUUAGGUUUGCUGACUCUGGAGUGGAUCUAAGAAGGAGUGGAUCUUUGAGAGAAUCUCCAAGAUGUCCAAAGUGAAGGCUGCACCUCCUCCUGGAUGUACUCUGAACAUCAACGAUCCUCAGGUCCAGGAAGCUGCUAUUCGGAUCCAGGCCUCAUAUCGUGGCCACAGGUCGCGUAAAGAGCUGCGGGAGAAAGGUCCUCCUAAGAUCCUCCAGGAGCUAAAAGAUGUGGUUCUUGUUGAGGGAAGCGCCGCAAAGCUGGAGUGCAGAGUUAGCGCUUUCCCGGAUCCUUUCAUCAUGUGGUACAAGGACGGCAAAGAGCUGAAGGACGGUCCCAAGUACCGCUAUGUUUUUGAAGACCCAGAUUUUGUGGCACUCGUGGUUCGAGAUGGGGUUCUGGCUGAUCUGGGAAAAUAUACUGUUAACAUCAAGAAUCCGUUUGGCCAGACGUCGGGAUCUGCUUGUAUUCUAGUAGAGGUCCCUGCGAAGGUUUCUAAAGGCCCAGACAACAUCAAGGCCAAGAGAGGGACGACAGUGGUGCUCAAGGCUGAAAUAAGUGGGGAGCCUCCUCCAGAUGUUGCCUGGCUCAAAGAUGGAGAUGACAUUGAAGAAGACGACAGGGUAUUCUUUGAUGUCGGAGACACUAACACAAUCUUGACUAUUAAAAAUGCAAAGUCAUCUGAUGCUGGCAAGUAUGAAGUGUUUGUAGAGAACAAUCUAGGUACAGACCAGUCCUUCGCUCGUGUCGACAUCCUCUGAUGCAACCUCUCAAGCGCACAAAUGCAGAAGCAAGGAGCCUUUGUUCUCUUACAGUGCUAUCCAACGGACAAUAUACUGUGUUGAUACUGUGUUCAAAGCUGUACAUAAAUAAAAUGCUGCUCAUAUUAAAAAAGUAAAGAUCUUUUGUGAA
Thunnus maccoyii (southern bluefin tuna) is the source of this 1014-nucleotide messenger RNA. RefSeq names its product SPEG neighbor protein-like. Bases 168 to 863 code for a protein of 231 amino acids. Gene Ontology annotation, molecular function: protein binding. NCBI's taxonomy places the organism in Eukaryota, Metazoa, Chordata, Actinopteri, Scombriformes, Scombridae. The record is from RefSeq and is a predicted model, not a curated record. The transcript is spliced from 5 exons.